AUGGGGCUGAGCCCGGCCCCCGGCAAGGCACUGAGCCCUGUGCUGCUGUGCAAGGUGUGCGGGGACACCAGCAGCGGGAAGCACUACGGCAUCUAUGCCUGCAAUGGCUGCAGCGGCUUCUUCAAGCGCAGCGUCCGCAGGAAGCUCAUCUACAGGUGCCAGGCGGGGACAGGGCUGUGCCCAGUGGACAAGGCGCACCGCAACCAGUGCCAGGCCUGCCGGCUGAAGAAGUGCCUGCAAGCCGGCAUGAACAAGGACGCCGUGCAGAACGAGCGCCAGCCCCGCAGCACGGCCCAGGUCCGGCUGGACAGCAUCGAGCUGGAGGCUGAGCUGCCCCCCGAGAAUGUGGCCACCACCCGUGAGGUUCCCCCCACCCCCUGCCCAGCUCCCCGUGGUCCCCGAGCACCCACGCCGCCCACCAACCAUCGCUUCAUGGCCAGCCUGAUGACGGCCGAGACCUGCGCCAAGCUGGAGCCCGAGGACCCCGAAAAUGUCUACGAGACCUCAGCACGUCUCCUCUUCAUGGCUGUGAAAUGGGCCAAAAACCUGCCCGUCUUCUCCAACCUGCCCUUCCGCGACCAGGUGAUCCUGCUGGAGGAAGCAUGGAGUGAGAUGUUGCUGCUCUGUGCCAUCCAGUGGUCCAUGCCCCUGGAGAAGACCCGUGGCCUGAAGGACCCCGAGCAGGUGGAGAACCUGCAGGACCAGUCGCAGGUGAUGCUGGGCCAGCACAACCGUUCUCACUACCCUGGGCAACCCGUCAGAUUCGGGAAGCUGCUGCUGCUCCUCCCGGCGCUGCGCUUCAUCUCCUCUGAGCGUGUGGAGCUGCUCUUCUUCCGCCGGACCAUCGGCAACACCCCCAUGGAGAAGUUGCUGUGCGACAUGUUCAAGAACUGA
This is a messenger RNA of Opisthocomus hoazin, 894 nucleotides long. The record is from RefSeq and is a predicted model, not a curated record. Lineage: Eukaryota; Metazoa; Chordata; Aves; Opisthocomiformes; Opisthocomidae.